Xyrichtys novacula (pearly razorfish) is the source of this 600-nucleotide messenger RNA. The record is from the annotation of a GenBank genome assembly. NCBI's taxonomy places the organism in Eukaryota, Metazoa, Chordata, Actinopteri, Labriformes, Labridae.
AUGCAGUUAUCUGUCAGAGAGACUCUAGACCUCAUCUUUGAAGAUGAAGAGGGCACUGAGGUUGAGCCAGAGAUAGAGGAGGAUGUCUCAGAAGUGGAAGACAACACCGAUUUUGACCCACACAUUGAGGAUACUGACAUGUCAACUGAUGUAGAGGAAGAAGCACCUGAAGAGCAGACACCUGAGGAGACAUUCAAGUCCAAGAAUGGAGAUUUUCUCUGGGCUUCAUCCCCCCAGGACAGAAGUGGUGGAAAGAGAGUGGAAAACAUAAUAAAGAUGACACCAGGGCCAACACAGUAUGCAACAUCUCGUGUGGAUGACAUCAAGUCCAGCUUCCAGCUCUUUUUACCAGAGUCCAUUGAGGGGAUUAUACUGGAUAUGACAAACCUGGAGGGGAAACGUGUGUUUGGGGACGCCUGGAGAGAACUGGACCUGGUAGACCUCCAAGCCUACAUAGGUCUGUUGAUUUUAGCAGGAGUAUAUCGCUCAAAUAAUGAGGCUACAAAAAGUCUCUGGGAUGAAGAAUCUGGCAGGCCAAUGUUCCAGGCAACUAUGUCCUUACAGCAGUUUCAUGUCAUUGACAGAGAAGUGGUAGGCUAA